This is a messenger RNA of Artibeus jamaicensis (Jamaican fruit-eating bat), 1138 nucleotides long. It is a transcript of the gene IAH1, whose product is annotated as isoamyl acetate hydrolyzing esterase 1 (putative). Gene Ontology annotation, molecular function: hydrolase activity, acting on ester bonds. Bases 309 to 980 code for a protein of 223 amino acids. NCBI's taxonomy places the organism in Eukaryota, Metazoa, Chordata, Mammalia, Chiroptera, Phyllostomidae. The transcript is spliced from 6 exons. The record is from RefSeq and is a predicted model, not a curated record.
AUGCUGGGGAACCGCAGGCCUAGGCACUGGGUGUUGCCCUUCACCACCCUGCCUGCCCCCCUCCCUCCGGCCGGACAGCCCGGGGCCCAGCCCACAGCAGGUGGGUCAGCUUCCCUACCAUGCACUGCUCCCCAGUUCCUGUUCUCACCUUCAACUCGACUGGCUCCAGAUGAAUCACUGGCCCGCUUUCCUGGCCGCCACCCUUCAGUGCAUGGCAGGGGUGACGAGAACUCUGAGGCUUCCCUCUGACUAGGCCCGCUCCUUGGUCCCCCAGACCAGUUUUGGCAACAAUCCUGCUGAGUCAGUCUAUGUUUUCUUUCCAGCAGGGUGGAUGGGGUGCAUCCCUGGCUGACAAGCUGGUCAGAAAAUGUGAUGUUCUGAAUCGUGGAUUUUCAGGCUAUAAUACUAGAUGGGCCAAAAUCAUCCUUCCAAGACUCAUCUGGAAAGGGAGCGUCAUGGACAGCCCGGUGGCCGUCACGAUUUUCUUCGGUGCCAAUGACAGUGCGCUGAAAGACGAGAACCCCAAGCAGCACAUCCCCCUGGACGAGUACGUGGCGAACCUGCGGAGCAUGGUGCAGUACCUGCGGUCCGUGGACGUGCCUGCCAGCAGGGUCAUCCUGAUCACGCCGCCCCCGCUCUGCGAGGCCGCGUGGGAAAAGGAGUGCCUCGCACAAGGCUGCAAGUUAAACCGCCUGAACAUGGUGGUUGGCGAGUACGCCAGCGCCUGCGUGCACGUAGCCCGGGACUGUGGAGCUGAUGUGCUGGACCUGUGGGCCCUGAUGCAGAAGGACGGCCAGGACUUUUCAUCCUACUUGUCUGAUGGACUACAUUUGUCACCAAAGGGAAACGAGUUUCUGUUCUCCCAUCUCUGGCCCCUGAUAGAGAAGAAAGUCUCUUCCCUGCCGCUGUUGCUCCCUUACUGGCGAGACGUAGCAGAAGCCAAACCGGAGCUCAGUCUCCUCGGGGACGGGGACCAUUAGGCGCAGGAAGUGAAGGCUGUGACUUUAUGGAACAAGACGUCACCAGAACCCUGAGACAACUGACCAAGUAUUUUUUCUCAAGCUUAAACCUUUGCUCCCAACCCUGGAACAAAAACCACCGCCGCGUGAAACCAAGACGAAUAAAAGCACCGUCCCGA